Molecule: messenger RNA, 2361 nt
Organism: Ilyonectria robusta
Lineage: Eukaryota; Fungi; Ascomycota; Sordariomycetes; Hypocreales; Nectriaceae
Exons: 4
Coding region: 46-2361 (771 amino acids)
Biological process (GO): DNA-templated transcription
Molecular function (GO): DNA binding; zinc ion binding
Source: RefSeq, a predicted model, not a curated record
CUGGACAAUGUAGCAGUCGCAAAUGUGGUCUACCCACGACCUGGCAUGUGCACAUUGCCGUGCCCGGAAGAUACGCUGUGUUGCAAGCGAGACGGCGUGGACUGUCGAUACUCGUCUCCUGGGAAGCGCAUCAACCAUGUCAAACUCUUAUGUCAAAACUUCGAGGCGCUCGAAGACCAGUUGAACAGCAUCCAAGGAGACCUUUCGGCCUUGACGUCACUCGUAAAGAGCGGAGGCGCAGGACGGUCACUCCCCACCCAAGGGGACGAGUGUGUUCUAGAAGACUUCGCAGAUGGGGAUGUAUCAACGGGUACCCGCAAGGAUCGACACAUUGUACGAAAUGAAGCCUACGCGAUCGACCGGUACUAUGGGCCGUGUUCCCUCUACGCGCUCUGCAAGGAGUUCCAUGACGAUGCAGUCUUCCAGACGUCGGGCGCGGGCACGCCUACCAACAACGACUUUGCGAUUAGAAUCCUCCUCGAGCAGAUGUGCGUUGAUGCUAGCAAAGAAGAGCACAUGGAUAUUCCCUCGGAACAUUCGGGGAUAUGCCUCCCGCCUCGACAGUUCCUGAACAUCGUCAUCGGCCAGUUCUUCAAGAACACCAACUAUGCGACCGACCUCUUCGUGCGGUCGAACUUCCAGGCGCAGCUCGACCGGGUAUACGGACAUCCACUCAGCCCAGUGGAUGAGGCGUGGGCUGUUUGUUUCAAUGUCAUUGUUCUACUCGCCAUAGGAAAGGAUCAGACAACCCAGAACAACAGCCCAUUUAUCCAACCGUUCCUCCAGACACUGAAGAUGACGGUGAACAACCCUCGGGUAUUCCUUGCCCCAAGACUAGUCAAUGUUCAGGCUUUGGCUUUGCUGAGCCACAUCGCCGAACAAUAUAGUCCUCCAGGGUUCGCCGAGGUCGUCUUCGCACAGGCAUGCCUGUUGGCUCGGACAAUGGGACUCCACCAGCCUCGCGCAUCUGCCAUCGGACUCUUGCCCGAAGAGAUUAUCGAGAAGCAGAAGGUGUUCCGUUCGCUAUACAUCAGAGACAAGAACUUUGCAAUAUGCAGAGGUUCGUCAUCCUGGCUACCGACUUUUGACUCGAGCAUUUCUCCACCCUCCGAUCUAGCAGACCGGGACGAGACCAAGUACACUCCCAGAAUCGAGUUGGCCCGUAUUCAAGAUGAGGUCUAUCGCCAUUUCCACUCGGCCGAGGCGCCAUCGUUAGCACCAUCAAACCAUUCCCAACUGCUCUUGAAGCUGGAGCAGAAACUAGAUCGUUGGGCUGCGACACAUCAGGUCAUCAAGAAGUCAACAUCAUCCGUCGAGUGGGCCAAUUUGACACUAUCCUUUUUUGCCACCCGACUCUGUAUUUGCAAAAACAGCGAUGAUCCAAGAUUAUCCCUUCUAGCAUUCAAGGAUGCCAAAGCAAGCUGCAUCCUCUUUUUGUUAGCUACGACAUCUCGCCCAGAGCCACGAUUCGUUGACGCCUUUGACCACCUUCUCGGACGGAAACGAUCAACCAGCCCAUUGAUGAUUGACAAUUUCGAGGAAAAUGGCGAAACAUUGUUCGACUUUCAGCCCUUCGAUCAGGACGACAACAACGACGCCGCAGCAUCCGGAUUACCAGGGCUAACGGCGAGCUUCCCUCUAGCAGCUGUCUUUCUGGUUGCCAAGAACAUCGCGCUGCAGCCAGUCGCAACGCCAGAAGGCAUUGUCAGCCGGCCCGAAGAGGAACUGCUGGUCCUCGAGACGCUCCGUGAUCGAUUCGCGUCUGCCACGGACCAGGACCAUAUCGAGAACUUGACGCAGAAGCUCAGCCGUACUCUUGACACGAUUGUGCGCGUCGUUCGGCAGAAAUGCUUCCCGGAAGCGGCUAACACGCCCUCUAUGAUCUUCAACGACCUCUCGAGCCUGCACUCCAGUGCGUCCUCCGGCUCCCAGCGAGGCGGCUCCCGCGGCUCCCGCAAGGACACACCUCCGGAGCCCGAUGCACUACCAACAGUGACGUCGACCAACGAGGCAAUGACUACAUCGUCGAUGCUACUACCCUUUAUGCAGCCAUUCGACUCCCCUCGGAGCUGCUCACCAUGGCACACUACCGGAAACAACAGUGCCGGCGGAGCCGGGGUUGGCGUCGUCGUUUCGCCAUGGCCUGGGUCAUACAAGCAGCAGUCGGAUUCUGCAGGCCGCGUAGGCAAACGCCCAAGACUGCCCAGUCAGACGGAGCUAUUUGACAUGACGGCCGCCUUUGCGGAACACAUGCAAGGGCAUAGUCAGCGGCCUGAGGAGGACCCGCUGGCCAUGUUUGACUUUCUCGCGGGGAGCAACGAUAUCCCAGUUGAUAUCCCAGUCUUCGAAGGCGAUGAUUAG